Messenger RNA from Symbiodinium sp. CCMP2456, 1266 nucleotides. The record is from the annotation of a GenBank genome assembly. NCBI's taxonomy places the organism in Eukaryota, Dinophyceae, Suessiales, Symbiodiniaceae.
AUGGCUUGCUCACGUAAACUUGCAGCAAUCUGGCUGUUCUUCCAGCUAGCGGUGGCAGAGAAAGUUGCGCAGAUCGAGCAGGUGUCAAUCGGCAAGUUUCGAGAUGGUUCGGCAUUGGAGCGUUCUGCUCAAGUGGAGGCUCUGCGCAGAGCCUUUGCCCAGCAAGGCAUGGUCACUCUGGUCGACACAGGGAUUGAACACGAGACGAUUGAGAAGACCAUCACGAAGAGCCGGGACUUCUUCGCUCUGCCUCGUUCCAGGAAAGAGCACUUCAAUGGCCCUUCCGGAUAUCCGCCGCGGUCCUUUGGAGCAAUCACCUCGCCUCGCGGAAAGCACUACCACCUCCAGCAAGAGGACGAAGAAGGCAACAUUCUAAACGAAUGGCUCCAGAUGCGGAACACAUCGGUUCAGGUAGAUUGGUCCGACCCGUACUAUGCCUCUCCUGAGGGGCAAGAGUUCUACAGCUCAGAAGCCAAGCACCCGGAGCAACUCGAGUGGCCUGCGGAGGUUCCCGGUUUGCAAGAAGCGACUGCCGCAUACUAUGGGGCUAUGGAAGAGCUCUCCAAAGUCAUGUAUGAGCUUUUUGCUGUGGCCCUGGAACUCGAGCCGGACUUCUUCUUGAAGCGAGCUCGACGGUCGCCAAUCUGGCCCGUCACUAUCGCUCAUUACCCUCCUCAGAAGCGUGCACCUUCAGAUGACCGUGCCCGCAUUCAGCCACACUGGGAUCGAACGCUUUUCGCCAUGAUCACAACGAGCGACGUUGGUGAUGAGGAGUCUGGCGGAGGAUUGCAAAUUCUUGUCGACUCCGCAACGGGUGAGGGUGUCGAUGGGCGUGCCAAGCUUGAGGGAAGGUCAGUGGAAUGGCAAAAUGUAGUGCGGCCACCCGGUGGCUACGUUGUCAAUGUUGGUGAGAUGAUGAGUCGAUGGUCAAAUGGCCGCAUGAGACAUGUUGUGCAUCGUGUUCGCAAUCCCGUCGUAAAUCACACUGAUCCAGGAAGGGUUUCUCUCAUGGCCUAUGUCUUGACUGACUAUGAUACUCCGGUUGAAUGUUUACACUGCCGCUCCGAUGGGUCUGAGCCCAUUUACGAACCCACCUGGGUCGGGGAGUUGAUGAACUGGGGUAGCAAACUUCCCAUCUACAACCAGACGAAACAGGACAUGAUGCGCCAGGCACAGGGGCUCUACCUCUCGAACGGCACGCAAACAGCGCUGGGCGAGCCAACUGACAUCACCGAUGCGGCACUGGAGCUGGCUAUGACUCCAUGA